UUUGGUAGAAUGCUAUUAGCGACAGGCGCGUCACUGACUGCCAGUGUCCUGGUGGUUCAGGUGGCCAUCCUGCCGCUCGUCUUCAAGUACAGCAAGUCCGUGCAGAGGAAGAUGGUCUUCUCCAACUGCUUUAACUACCCAAGGAAUCUCGAUUACGACAAUCCCUCGAGUGUGGAUAUCAUCGGUGGAAGAAAUUUCAACAUUGAAUUUGAAUCUAAAUUCGAUGAGUGUCCUAUAAAACUCGGUGUAUGGCACAUGAUCCCGUGCUCGGUGUUCCGUGAAGUGUUCGUGAUCCGGGACUACUUGACUGCUGACGUCAGACUUCACAACGAGCUCAAGAAGACACACAACGCGGUCGUAUUGUACUGUCACGGUAACUCAAACCACCGCGCGUCUCCUCACCGGCUGCAGAUGUACAAGGUCUUCCAAGAGCUGAACUUCCACGUUAUCACCUUCGACUAUAGAGGGUACGGCGAUUCGUCCCCGGUGCGACCCACAGAGAAGGGCGUGGUGGAAGACGCCCUGGAGGUGUACUCUUGGCUGCUUGAGAACCUCAACCAGGAGGACAAACCCAUGGUGCUGCUGUGGGGGCACUCGCUUGGCACAGCAGUGGCAGCAAACAUGGUAUCCCACAUGUCCGAGUUGUGCCAGCAGGUGGGCAAGCCCUGCUUACCACUGCCAGAUGGGCUGGUGAUGGAAGCCCCCUUCAACAACCUCACAGAGGAGAUAGUCGCUCAUCCCUUCUCGAAGCUGGUAUCCUGGCUGCCAUACUUCAAGGACACGUUCGUGAAGCCGUUCCAAGUCUCGUCCGAGUAUUCGUUCACCACGGACCAGUACCUGGCCAGCGUGCCACACCUGCCCAUCCUCAUGCUGCACUCCAAGUGUGACAGAAUUGUGCCCUACGACUUGGCUGUUAAGCUUCACGACACGGUGAUGGCGUCAAGGCAGCACGGCGGUGCUCCGCUGGUGUUCCACACGUUCGACCGCUGCAGCCGGCUCGGGCAUAACAACCUGUGCGAGGCGAAGGAGCUCAAGGAAGUCGUUAAGAAUUUCAUGGAUUUGGUGAAGGGCGUCUAGUGCAUAAAUACAUACAUAU
Messenger RNA from Pectinophora gossypiella (pink bollworm), 1096 nucleotides. RefSeq names its product lysophosphatidylserine lipase ABHD12-like. NCBI's taxonomy places the organism in Eukaryota, Metazoa, Arthropoda, Insecta, Lepidoptera, Gelechiidae. Gene Ontology annotation, cellular component: endoplasmic reticulum membrane. The record is from RefSeq and is a predicted model, not a curated record. The transcript is spliced from 9 exons. Gene Ontology annotation, molecular function: monoacylglycerol lipase activity; phosphatidylcholine lysophospholipase A1 activity. Gene Ontology annotation, biological process: monoacylglycerol catabolic process; phosphatidylserine catabolic process. The annotation marks the transcript as partial.